AGUGAGCACUGAGACUCAGGGCUGUGCAGUCGCAUCUCCUUUGAGCUCGGUUACUCUCAUUCUCAGAAAGCUUGGCUCUCUCUUUUUCUCACAGCGGAAAACACUGAUCCAGAGACAAAUACAUUCCCUUUUGGAAGCAGGGCGGAGGUUGUGGAGAGGGUUAAGGGGAGGGAAGUAGAGCUGAGGGGUGGGUGGGUGGGGGCAAGACUUGUCUGGGGAGACCAUGGCCAGGUGUUUCCCUUUCUCUUCAUCUGUGGGCCAGAGCAUCCCUACUGUCUCCCCAAAGCCAUCUCCAGCAUUGAAGAUCAAAGAAGAAGUCCCAGGUCCUUCAGCCACCUGGAUACCAACUAGUUUACCUCCCAGGGCUCAAGGGCAAAAGAGGAAACAUUCAGACAGGACACUUACAGGAACCCAGGACAGGUGGGCUGUGAAGGGCAUGUUUGGUCUCAAAAUGCAGCUGAAGAGACGUAGGAUGUCCACAGUGAGGCCUGAGGAUCACAAGGCCUUCAAUAGGCUGCUAGAGGAUCCUGUCGUCCAGAGCUUCCUGGCCUGGGACAAAACACUUCGGGUGUCAGACAAAUAUCUCCUAGCAAUGAUCAUAGCCUACUUUGCCCGGGCGGGCCGUCCUCCCUGGCAAUACCAGCGCCUCCACUUCUUCCUGGCUCUCUACCUGGCCAAUGACAUGGAGGAAGAUCGCCAAGGGCCAAAGCAUGGCAUAUUUACCUUCCUUUUUGGCCAGGACCGCACUCAGCGUGUCAAGUUCCAGUGGCUUCGGGCACAGCUCUUCAGGGCCAUUGGUUGGAAGGCAUGGGUUACCCGAGAGGAGUGUGAGGAGAUUCAGGCAUAUCAGCCUGAUCAUUGGGUGUGGAAGCGUGACCGGGCCCUCCUUCAAUAGAACUCCAUAAUAAGGAGCCUGUGAGUAGUAGCUGGAGGCAGGAACAGCAGAGGAGGGUCCUCAUCAGAGCAGAGCAGAGCAGAGAUGAGAUGAGAUGAGAAGAUGGUCCAUUCAGGAGUGUGAAGAAGGAGCUGUCACUCCUUCUACUUACUGCUUAAGAGGUCCUAACCUCACCGACUUUAUAGCAAAACCAUCAGACAGACCUAGUCAGCCCCAGACUGACCUAGUAAGCCUAGGCAGAUCUGACUAGUCACACACAGACAGAUACAUCUGGAGAAGUCAGAUACAACUAGACUAGAGCUAUAACUAAGAAUUUUUGUGUCCAGGGCAGGGCAGGGUGGUUAUGUGUGUGUGCGUGUGUGCGUGUGUGUGUGUUACUUAUCUAGGCUGCAGCUGACAUAGGGAGGGAUUAUACCCUGGGACAACGUACUUAUCAUCCUUUCAGUUUUGGCACUCUGGGGGCAAAGCCCAGGUAUUCUGACCUGGUUAUAGCUAAAACAGAGUCUCAAUCAUACCAAUCCAAUGUAGACCAACUGGCCCAGUGAGAUACAAAGUCGUAGGUAAUAUAAUAGAAAGACACAGACAGAUCAGGUUAUACAGACAUACAUGCGGAUGCAUAGAAAGAUAUAGUCAAGCCCAGUUAUUCAGAUCCAAGCAGAUGUAGUCAGUAGACCCAGCCAGAUAGAUCCAAUUACAAACUGACAAGCAGACAUUGUCCUACCCAGGAAGCUAGGUAGUCAAAGACAGUGGAAUAGAUCAGAGAGAGAAACACAAGUAGAUGUAGUGAUACAGUGACAUCCAGCUGGAGAGGUACACUUAAAGCACGCAGGAGCUACAGAAGAGGUGAGUUAUGGGUUAUGUAUAAGGUUUAAUGGAGCAUACUUCAAUAAUUUAAGAAUCUGAUUUAGAUCAGUGUGGAACAGACCCCACCCUGAUGCAGACUGCAGCUUCACUGUGCCUUGGUAGGUGGUUCCAUCACCCAGUAGACAGGAUUCUGGUGUCAGCCUUUCUAUAUUUCCCCCAGCUUGUCCUGGAAGGCACCCACACACAGUCUGGGCCCUUCCACUCCGACCUUGCCAGAACUUGAAUUUCCUUUGCAGUCUUUUUGCCAACUCCCUAUUGCCUCCAUGUUAUACUGAGGCAUUGGAGGAGGAUUGUGGUUAGGCCUAAAUCUCUUUAUGAUCAUAAGUGUAUACAUCAGAGCCUACAUGCUUUUUGGAGGAGACCUGAUGUAGGUGGUCAGGGAUGCCAAAAUUGAUAGCCCUUGGGAAGAUAAAGGCCAAACUAUUUUAAUGAAGGAGAAGGGGAGGAAAGGAGGGAGCUGGGGAAUGGGAAGGGAAGGGAAGGGGUAGUGAAGGGGAAUCGAAAGGAAAAGGGAGAAUCAAGAGGACGUUGAUGGAGAAAGAAGGACAGAGAAAAGAAAGAGCAGAAAAAUGAAGAGACC
Messenger RNA from Trichosurus vulpecula (common brushtail), 2339 nucleotides. It is a transcript of the gene SPDYE4, whose product is annotated as speedy/RINGO cell cycle regulator family member E4. The record is from RefSeq and is a predicted model, not a curated record. The coding region runs from base 224 to 895 and encodes 223 amino acids. Lineage: Eukaryota; Metazoa; Chordata; Mammalia; Diprotodontia; Phalangeridae. Gene Ontology annotation, molecular function: protein kinase binding. The transcript has 6 exons. Gene Ontology annotation, biological process: positive regulation of cyclin-dependent protein serine/threonine kinase activity.